This is a messenger RNA of Fundulus heteroclitus (mummichog), 3994 nucleotides long. RefSeq names its product replication factor C (activator 1) 1 (gene rfc1). Gene Ontology annotation, molecular function: ATP binding; ATP hydrolysis activity; DNA clamp loader activity. NCBI's taxonomy places the organism in Eukaryota, Metazoa, Chordata, Actinopteri, Cyprinodontiformes, Fundulidae. The record is from RefSeq and is a predicted model, not a curated record. Gene Ontology annotation, cellular component: nucleus; DNA replication factor C complex. Gene Ontology annotation, biological process: DNA replication; DNA repair. The transcript has 23 exons. The coding region runs from base 125 to 3622 and encodes 1165 amino acids.
CCCCGUACCCGCUGCGUCACCUCCUAGCGACCCACACUGCUGCUUGGCGCCAAGCAGCUGCAGCCUUUCUGGAGUUGUUCUGCCGCUCAUCUACGACCCGGACCGCCAGAGAAGCGGCUUCGCCAUGGACAUCAGGCGGUUCUUUGGACCCGUGUCAGGCAAGCCCGCCUCAAACGGAGACAUCAGAGCAGAGGAGAAGAAGAACAAGAAGAGUUCCUCAGAAGAUGAUGGCAAGAAGAAGAAGAAGAAAGAGAGCACCAAGGUCAGGAGUCCCAAAAAUGAAGAGAGCCGCAAAGGCAGCGAGAAGAAAAGAAAGAAACGUCAAAUCAUAGAAUCGGAUUCUGAAGAGGAAGAGCCCGUGACAAAGUCUAAGAAGUCCUCCAAGGAGAAGGCUGCGGCCAGCAGGGCGGGGCCGCCGCCUAAGAAGGAUCCUGUCCAGUACGUCUCUGAAACCGGAGACGUCGGUUUGUCUCUUGAACUUGCAGACUCGGACAGCGACAACUUUCAGAGUCUGAAGCGGGCCUCCAAGUCCAAACAGAGCUGCGCUAACAAAAAGUCAGAAGAGGAGAGUUUCAGUCCAAAAGCCAAGGAGCGAGUGAAGUCUCCUGCUAGUCAGGGGCCGACUGGGGCCAAGAGCCCCAAAGUACCUACGACCCCUAAACUAGCCCCGCCCCCUCAGCCCAAAAAGACGCCCACCUCUGUGCUCGACUACUUCGGCAGGGGAGAGAUCCACCGCUCAGACAAGAAGCUGGUAGCCAGCACCAAACGCAAGGCUGCUGCUCUGGAGUCGGAGGACCUGAUAAGCGACGAGGAAAUGGCCCGGCAGCUGCAGAUGGAAGAGGACACGGUGGAAAAACAAGUCCACGAGGACGAGGAGUUUGCCAGAACGUUGGCCCUGCUGGACGAGGAGCCACAGGCCAAAAAGGCUCGCAAAAUCUCCGAGGAGAAAGCGAGCCCGACCACGACGGCCAAAAAGAGCAGCCCGCUGAAGGCCCUCAGCAGCCCCUCAGAGGACGUGGUCAGUCCGUCGCCCAGGAAGAGCCCGGCUCCCAAAGCCAGCGCCAAGCUGGCUCUGAUGAAGAGGAGGGCCGACGGGAAGGAGGAAGGGGCCGGAAGCAAAACGCCCACUUCACCGUUUAAAGCCAAAGUUUCUCCCAAAAAGGAGCCCCGUGCGCCAUCGAUUUCAGAAACGAAGUUUACGCCCAAAUCAGGAACAACACCAGCUGCACUUAAAGCGUCUCCUAAGAAGCCCGAGAGCACGAGUACGAGCCCCGAAGACGCAGACAAGAAGAAGAUGCACUCUAUGGCUUUCAGGAACUACCUGAACAGAGACGGACCACGGGCCCUGGGGUCAAAGGAGAUCCCACAGGGUGCAGAGAACUGUUUGGAGGGCUGCGUGUUCGUGCUGACGGGAGUCAUGGAGUCCAUGGAGAGAGACGACGUGAAGUCUCUGAUCGAGCGCUACGGAGGCAAAGUGACGGGCAACGUCAGCAAGAAGACCACCUACCUGGUGCAGGGCAGAGACAGCGGGGUGUCCAAGCUGGAGAAGGCUGAAAGUUUAGGCACAAAGAUCCUGGAUGAGGACGGUUUGCUGGAGCUGAUCAGAACCAAACCAGGAAAAAAGUCUAAGUACGAGAUCGCCGCAGAAGCUGAGAGCGCCGUCUCAAAAACCAGAACCCCUCCAAGUCAAACCUCCAAGAGCACCCCCAAGGCUCAGAAGACCUCCCCCUCCAAGGGCAACUCCACGUCCCCUCAGACCCCGAGCCCCUCCAAGACCGGCCAGGCAAAACGGACCGGCGGCAGCGGCACCCCAUCGGGGAAAGGCCCCGGCCGAACGGCCCGCAGGGAGCUGGGUCUUCCCUCCCCCUCGUCUUCCUCACCCGCGUCUCCCGAGGAGGAGGAGGGCGCCACUCUCCUCUGGGUGGACAAGUACCGGCCGCGUUCUCUGAAGGCCGUGAUCGGCCAGCAGGGGGAGCAGAGCUGCGCCAACAAGCUGCUCCGCUGGCUGCAGAACUGGCACCGGCACCAGAGCGGGGGCAAACCAGCAGCGCCGAGGUUUGGUAAAUUGGGAGGAGGGAGAGAUGACGGGUCAGGAUACAGAGCCGCUCUGCUCUCUGGACCUCCGGGGGUGGGGAAGACCACCACAGCCGCGCUGGCCUGUGAGGAGCUGGGCUUCAGCUACGUGGAGAUGAACGCCAGCUGCACCCGCAGCAAGAACAGCCUGAAGGAAGUCGUCGCAGAGUCCCUGAACAACACCAGCAUCGAGAACUUCUACAAAGGGACGUCUCAGACGGUGAGCAGCAAACACGUCCUGAUCAUGGACGAGGUGGACGGCAUGGCUGGUAAUGAAGACCGGGGGGGAAUCCAGGAAAUGAUCGGCCUGAUCAGAAACUCGAAGAUUCCCAUCAUCUGCAUGUGCAACGACCGCAACCACCCGAAGAUCAGGUCGUUGGCCAACUACUGCUUCGACCUGCGCUUCCAGAGGCCCCGGGUGGAGCAGAUCAAGGGAGCCAUGAUGUCUUUGGCUUUUAAGGAGGGAAUCAAGAUCCCUCCGCCCGCUCUCAACGAGAUAAUCCUGGCGUCCAACCAGGACGUGCGACAGGUGAUCCACAACCUGAGCAUGUGGUCGGCCAAAGACAAGGUGAUGACGUACGACCGGUGCAAGGCGGACGCCGCCGGCGCCCGUAAGGACAUGAAGCUGGGGCCGUUCGACGUCUGCAGGAAGGUGUUCUCCUCCGGGGACGAGACGGCCCACAUGAGCCUCAUCGACAAGUCCGACCUGUUCUUCCACGACUACUCGCUGGCGCCGCUCUUCGUCCAGGAGAACUACCUGCACGUGCGCCCGGCCGCGGCUCGCGGCGACAUGAAGUCCCACCUGGUCCUGCUCAGUAAGGCGGCCGACUCCAUCGCUGAAGGCGACCUGGUGGACAGGCGGAUCCGCUCCAGGCAGAACUGGUCGCUGCUUCCCACCCAGGCCAUCUACGCCAGCGUGCUGCCAGGCGAGCUCAUGAGAGGCUACAUGGCUCAGUUCCCCGUGUUUCCCAGCUGGCUCGGCAAGAACUCCUCCACCAACAAACACUCCCGCAUCGUACAAGAGCUGACCUCACACAUGAGCCUACAGACCCUGAGCAGCAGGCAGGCCGUGAACCUGGACUACCUGCACUACCUGCGCCAGACGCUGCUGCAUCCGCUCCAGAGGCGCGGAGCCGAGGGCGCCGCAGACGCCGUGAAGCUCCUGGACGACUACCAGCUCCUCAAGGAGGACGUGGACAGCAUCAUGGAGAUCAGCGUGUGGGGCGGGCAGCCGGACCCCUACGCCAAGCUGGACUCCAAGGUGAAGGCAGCUUUCACGCGGGCGUAUAACAAAGAGGUCCACCUGACGCCGUAUUCCCUGCAAGCCGUGAAGAAAGGUCGCAAGGGAGGAGGAGGAGGAGCGGGGGACGAAGAGUUGGGAGGAGGGGAGGAGGGCCCGGAUGAUCAGGAGUCUGAGGAUGAAGCAGAGGGCCUCAAAGCUGACGCUAUGAUCAAACAGAAGAAGAACAAAACAACCAAAGAGUCGACUAAGGAGAAGAAGGAAGCCGGGAAGGGAAAAGGCAAAGGCAAAGGCAAAGCUAAGAAAUGAGGAGGGAAGAGCUCUCCUGGACUCCUUUUACAGACUAACGACUUCUCUGCAGUUAAUCCAGCCGGUAACGAGCAUCAGGACGUAGGGGAACUCUUCAUUUUACUCCAACAGCUGCUGAUGCUUCUUUUUUAACAACUUCCACUGUCUACGCGUUGACCAGACGAUGCACUUAAUGUCGUCCCAUUUAUCACGUCUGUCCACAUCUGCAGGGUCAGGUUCUGGUCCGCCCACUGUAGAUGUAAAUAAUGUGAGCACGGCGAGGAAGAUCUGUUGUUAACUCUGCAUCACAGGAGCGCCUUUGUUACUGUCACCGCUGGGUUUGAUAUUCUUGUAAAUUGCUAUUUUCUAAUAGAGGACUAUGUUGCUGACACA